Debaryomyces tyrocola is the source of this 124-nucleotide messenger RNA. The record is from the annotation of a GenBank genome assembly. NCBI's taxonomy places the organism in Eukaryota, Fungi, Ascomycota, Pichiomycetes, Serinales, Debaryomycetaceae.
AUGAAAUCAAAAGCAGAUUAUAAAAUAUUGUGAGUUUAUUACUAACUUUUCUAGAAAAUGGUAAAAUUGGUGGUAAAUUAGUUGGUAUUGUCACCUCGAGAGAUGUUCAAUUCCACGACAAUAA